GAGAGAGAAAAAACAAUAGACUUUAAUCACUCAUGUGGCUACAGCGGAGAAGCUGCCAACCUCUUCUCGAAUUAGGCUGAGAGAGAGAGAGAGAGAGUGUUUGUACGUGUUGGCAAACAGCAAUUGUGGACUUCUAAAGACAGAUCUGUCAGACUGUUUUCACUUUACACAAAAGGACAGAAGGGCACCCUCUGAAAGACCGCAAGUGGGAAUGCCCUCCAGAGACAGACAGACACGAAAACACACAUAGACCUUCAUCACAGGAGCACCAGUUCUCUACAGCCCUUAGUAUGUGUGGGGAACCUGGACGGGCAUCAUGAUCUCGCACUACCCGCUAGCAUCGCUGCUCCCCUGGCCACCCAUCCCACACUGCCUGGACCUAGAUGGAGAGGGAGGGGUGUCCCUGCAGAGGUACCAGCCACGGUCACCGGAGAGCAGCCCUCGAUACUGGAGCUCUGUGCAGGACUGGGGAGAGGAGGUCGAGGAAGGAGCCAUAUACAACGUGACGCUAAAGAGGGUUCAAAUCCAGCAGGCGGCUAACAAAGGCGCAAGAUGGCUGGGGGCAGAGGGUGACCGCUUGCCCCCAGGUCACACGGUCAGUCAGUUGGAGACGUGUAAGAUCAGGAGUAUCCGGGCGGGGACACUUGAGCGCUUGGUAGAGACGCUCCUCACAGCGUUCGGUGAUAAUGACCUGACCUACACCAGCAUCUUCCUCUCCACAUACAGGGCCUUUGCCACCACACAGAAUGUACUGGAGUUGCUGCUGGACAGGUAUGGCAGUUUUGAGGAUUGUGAGGGGGAGCGUAACCAGUGUCAGACUGGAGAGAGCAGAGGCGCUGUGAGAACUGCUUUGGCCUCUAUUCUGAGAGCCUGGUUGGAUCAGUGUCCAGAGGACUUCCAGGAACCUCCAUCAUAUCCGAGUUUGCAUCGUGUGCUGGGUUUCCUGCAGAAGGCCAUGCCGGGCUCAGAGCCAAUGCGCCGGGCUCAGAGUCUGCUAGAACAAUUGCGUGUCCAGGCCAGUCUAGAGAAUGAGUCUGAAGGAGGCUUUCAGUACACCAACCCAUUCUGCCUUGGGGAAGAUGAGGAAGUGGAGAUCGAUUUGCAAGAGGACUUCUUCUCCUUCGAAGUUGACCUUGUAGCAGAGCAGCUGACCUAUAUGGAUGCGCUGCUAUUUAAGAGGGUGGUUCCUCAUCACUGUUUGGGCUCUAUCUGGUCUCAGCGUGAUAAAAAGGACGGCAAACAGAGCGCGCCCACCAUACGUGCCACCAUCACCCAAUUUAAUGCGGUAACAACGUGUGUGGUCAGCACCAUCCUUCGCCAGCGUCAGAUACGCCCACAUUUGCGUGCUCGCAUUAUCCAGCGCUGGAUUGACAUUGCACAGGAGUGUCGCAUUCGUAAGAACUUCUCGUCUCUAAGAGCCAUAGUGUCGGCGCUGCAGUCCAACCCCAUCUACAGACUGAAGAGAACGUGGGCCUCUGUUGCCAAAGACAGCAUGCAGAUGUUUGAAGAGCUUUCCGAUAUCUUCUCCGACCAGAAUAAUUACCUUACAAGCCGGGAACUGCUAAUGAGGGAGGGCACCUCAAAAUUUGCCAGUCUUGACAGCUGUGGCAAAGACCACCAGAAAAGAUCCCAAAAGAGACUGCAGUUGCAGAAAGAGAUGGGUGCCAUGCAGGGGACGAUCCCAUACCUGGGUACAUUUCUCACCGAUCUGACCAUGCUUGAUACAGCACUGCCUGACCAAGCGGAGGGAGGACUGAUUAAUUUCGAAAAGCGGCGCAGAGAGUUUGAAGUGAUCGCUCAGAUUAAGCUCCUGCAGUCUGCGUGCAACAGUUACUGUCUGACCCCUGACCCCACAUUUCUGCGCUGGUUUAAAAGUCAGCCUCAGCAUUCAGAAGAGGAGAGCUAUGCGCUGUCGUGUGAAGUCGAAAGAUUGGGAGACAACAGCCCAACGUCACCAAAACCCCGCAAGAGUAUGGUGAAGAGAUUGAGCCUACUCUUCUUAGGACCUGAUGCCACAAACACAAGCUCUCCUGUGAGAGAGAGUCCUCGGUCGCCUCCUACUGGCAGCUCAGGGGAGAGCAUGGACUCAGUCAGUGUGUCUUCCAGUGACUCUAGUCCCUCAGAGAGUGAAGGCAUGACACCCACGCACUCUAUAGACACUCAUCUUAAGAAGCUGUCCGAGUCUUCCUCUUGCACCUCAUUGCACUCCAUGGACACCUCCUCCUCUACAGCCAGUGCUUCUAUGGCCUCCCCAACCUUGCCCGGGCCCCCCUGCAACCAUCGGCGCUCCAUGUCACUGACGCCCAUGACCCCCACAUCACCCUCUUUUCCACCUGCCUAUAACACACAAGCUCAGGAUGCAUGCAUCAUCCGAGUAAGCCUCGAACAGGGAAACGGCAACCUCUACAAGAGUAUCAUGCUGACCAGUCAAGACAAAACUCCAGCGGUGAUCUCUCGAGCCAUGGCCAAACACAAUCUGGAGGGUGAGCAGGCUGCCGACUACGAGCUGGUGCAGGUCAUCUCUGAGGAGAGAGAGUUGGUCAUCCCUGACAAUGCCAACGUGUUUUACGCCAUGAGCACGUCUGCGAACUUUGACUUCCUGUUGCGUCUGCGUGGUUCUGAGGGGAGGCCGGUUCAGCUGCGCAGUCGCUGCAGCUCCACAUUACCACGCACGCAGCAACGCUCCAGUCUGUCCCUCAGGCUCAGCAAGGUCACGCUGUGACCUCAGACCUUUUUUUGAACCUGAGCGGGCAUCAUAAAAAGACUAUAGUGGGUGGAGUACUAGAAAAUGGGCUUUUAUAAACUAUUGCAAGGCAAGUUUGUUGACUUCAAAACAUGUCCGAACUGAUUUAGGCAUCUCAAGCUCUUCAAUUCUGCCUUUUGAAAUAAAAGGCUUGUCACAUAGUAGCAUGUGCCUCCAUCUUCCCGUCUGGCCCACAUGUAAAGAGACACAUCCCACCCUCCCUAUUGCUGGAUAUUUUGCACAUGUGCAGGAUAGUUUCCUGCUCCUCGUCAGUAUUUGCAUAAGAGCACAUCUCUUCCCAGCCUUGAGGCCUACACGACUUCCUCUGAGAGUGAGAGGGGAACGAAAGAAGCUGUGGGAAGAGAAAACAAAUGACAGCCAUGUUGCCUUUAUCUUAUCAACGGUAAUGAUGGAACUCUUGCGUCAGUAUUGAAGAUGAUCUGCAGUAGCUGUGAUGUCAUCUUUGUCAUCAACGUGUCCUCCCCCUGUCCCCUUGUGCACUGUGUGGACAAUGUGGACUGCAUCCCUAGACUUAAAGUGCUUAGACUGGCUCACUAAGAAUCCUGGCACAGCAAAGCAAUUGCAUUUACUUUCUAUCUUUAAGGCCAACCUUGAGAAAGAACAACCGUUUCCUCAAGAUAUCACAAUAUAUAGGUAUCUAUGAUGAAACCAGGUGUAUGAAGGCUGAAACCUCAUGACUUUCUCUGCCUAUUCUAAGCAUUUUAUCUCUAUUUCUGUGUUUCUCAUAUUGUGAGCUGUGUGACGAAUGCAAAAAUAUGCAUUCUGAUUGGUUCCUGCUUGGUUUUAUCAAGUCUGCGGUUUCCUUUCACGAAUGGAUCAAUAUUGUGUCUUUAAGGUGUGUUGACACCACACCAAUAGGAUGGGUUUCUGUUUGGAAACCUGGAUUGAGCUGCCUUCCUCACUGAUACAGUGGCACUUGCUAUGGAGUUGGUGGAGUCAAUGGGUGUGUGUACUGAAAAGAGCGCUUGGUCCACUUCUUAUAGCUUUCCUGUCUUCUGUCUUCAAGCAAUGCUAUAUUAAUGAUAUACGUUUCUGUUUCUUUUUUAUACGUAUGUUUUUGUAAGAGAUGAAUAAAUAUCCAUGAUAUCUAUGAAAAAAGGAUUUUGGAAGUUUUAAAAGAUUUGUUAACUAAAAGAGAAAAUGUAAAAAGCUGUGAAAAAUGAGUGUGAGAUUGUAAAGUGAGCAUUAAAACAAGUCAGACAUUUCCAUCAACCAGCACAAUAAUGUGCAAGAUUUUCCAGAGGAUCUGUGUACCCGGUGAAUACAAAAACAUGUCUUACACUAAAAUGAUUUUUUUUUUUACACUCAGGCAUUUUAACACCUAAUGGUUUCUAUAGUUUGGUUUCAAAAGACUUGCAGAAUUUUUUGCCUUAACUUUGUUCUUUCUAAUUCAACCUUUUAAUCUGGUAUGUAAUGCAUGUUAGUUGGCCCUGACUCCUGGUAAUAUGUCAACAGAUGUAUAGAAUGUGCCAUAUUUUGCCUUUUGUUCUCACAGUAAUUGAAAGACACUUAUUUUUGUUACAUUGAACACGUAAGACUUCGAUGACACUAACAGUUUAAACAAGGUAAAAAAAAAAAAAAGUAGUGUUUUAACAGUUGUGGGGCAGCAGUGUUUGUGUUUUGAUUAAUUUGUCUUGGUUCAAAUUUAUUUAGCACUUGUGUGUUUUCUCAAAUCUUUAUUUUGAAUAUUUCUUCACUACCAAAGAAUUGUCUAUCUACAGUGAGUCAGUGAAUAAAUUAUUAUCAUUAUGAUUUUUGUAAUUUGAAUAUUACUUUUCAUGAAUUAAAUGGAGACUCUCUAAAAAGUA
This is a messenger RNA of Rhinichthys klamathensis goyatoka, 4572 nucleotides long. It is a transcript of the gene rgl1, whose product is annotated as ral guanine nucleotide dissociation stimulator-like 1. Bases 317 to 2722 code for a protein of 801 amino acids. Gene Ontology annotation, molecular function: guanyl-nucleotide exchange factor activity. Gene Ontology annotation, biological process: Ras protein signal transduction; positive regulation of GTPase activity. The transcript is spliced from 19 exons. Lineage: Eukaryota; Metazoa; Chordata; Actinopteri; Cypriniformes; Leuciscidae. Gene Ontology annotation, cellular component: plasma membrane. The record is from RefSeq and is a predicted model, not a curated record.